AUGGUUUGUUGUGCUGUAUCUAAUUGCAAAAAUACAUCUGCUAAAAUAUCUAAAAAUAAAGAUGGCAUUACUUUUCACAGAUUUCCUCGGGACCCAGACAGAAAACGCCUUUGGGAAAUUGCAGUGAAUCGUGAAGAGUGGUCAGCUACUUUGUCCAGUGCAGUAUGCUCUGAACAUUUUGAUGCUAAAGAUUUUUAUAUAACUGUAAGUGGACUGCGAAGGUUAUCUAUGGAUGCUGUUCCUUCAAUAAAUAUAUCUCCUUGUCAAGAACCUGAACCUACAAUUUCAAACUGCCUUCCAAUAGAUAUUAAACCAACAGAUACAGAAGAAGUUAUAAAAUUGAAAUUCAAAGUUAAAAGACUAGAAAUAAUAGCCGCAAAUAGGAAGAAAAGGCUUAAUAUAAUGUGGCAAGGCAGACAGAGACUGAAAAAGAAAUUAGAAAAGUUAAAGUGUAUCAUUAAACAUCUAAUAAGAUAUAAGCAGGAUAAGGAAAAUAGG
Brenthis ino (lesser marbled fritillary) is the source of this 498-nucleotide messenger RNA. The record is from the annotation of a GenBank genome assembly. Lineage: Eukaryota; Metazoa; Arthropoda; Insecta; Lepidoptera; Nymphalidae.